Colletotrichum higginsianum IMI 349063 is the source of this 2127-nucleotide messenger RNA. Its product is annotated as Component of oligomeric golgi complex 6. Bases 1 to 2127 code for a protein of 708 amino acids. Lineage: Eukaryota; Fungi; Ascomycota; Sordariomycetes; Glomerellales; Glomerellaceae. The transcript is spliced from 2 exons. The record is from RefSeq and is a predicted model, not a curated record. Gene Ontology annotation, cellular component: COG complex. Gene Ontology annotation, biological process: intra-Golgi vesicle-mediated transport.
AUGGUCUCAACUCAGCCUCCGUCCUCCCUGAGGACUUUGCCGAGUAGAGAUGUGUCCAGUUCGAGCAACGGCGCACCGCCAUCGCCCUCCACACCAACUUCAACUAGAACCCUAAAUCCGUUGUCUUCCAAAGUCACAACCGUCCUGUCAACAUCGUAUGCCGAUUCCGAGUUCAGAGAUGCAUUGCAGCUUCUCGACUGCCGAGGUCUCAAGAACACGGCCGAAACACGCCGCCAAUUACGACUGGACCUGCAGAAAGAAGUCAUCGAUAGCAAUGGGGAAAUCGUCUUUCAGUUUGGCCGAGUGGCCGAUCAACUGCGUCGCAUAGGGUCAACCCUGGACAAACUGAACAACAACUAUCAAGAUGUAAGGAGCCGCAUCACUGCGGCACAUCAAGAGACGGGCCCAAUUCUAGAAGAGGCGUCGUCGCUGAUGAAGCAACGAGCCGAGGUUGAAACCAAACAGCACCUUCUCAAGACGCUGCGCAACCACUUCAUUCUCUCCGACGACGAAGUCGCCUCGCUGACCUCAACUGCCGAGCCUGUCGACGACGGCUUUUUUGCUGCGUUGUACAAGGCAAAGCGAGUGAGCAAGGAUUGCGAGAUCUUACUCGGGUUUGAGAAGCAGACCCUGGGGCUCGAGAUUAUGGAGCAGACAUCCAAAAAUCUUAACCUAGCUUUCCAAAAGCUGUACAAAUGGGUGCAGCGCGAGUUCAAGACGCUGAACCUCGAAAACCCUCAGAUGAGUUCGUCCAUUCGUCGUGCCAUCAGAGUCCUAGCCGAGCGGCCUUCCCUCUUCCAAAAUUGCCUCGACUUCUUUGCUGAGGCCAGAGAACGUAUUCUAUCCGAUGCCUUCCACCUCGCAUUGACUGGCACCACGACAUCGGGCGUGGAAGACCAAUCUAUCAAGCCCAUCGAAAUGGCGGCUCACGACCCACUCCGGUAUGUGGGUGACAUGCUUGCCUGGAUACACUCGGCGACCGUGAGCGAGAGGGAGGCUCUCGAAGCCCUCUUCGUAUCAGAAGGGGACGAGAUUGCCAAAGGCCUCCAGUCGGGCCGAGCCAACGAACUCUGGCAGCUUCUCGAUGAAGGGGACGGCGAGGCGGCGCCGGUCUUCGAUGCCCUCAAGGCGCUCAACGACCUGGUGGACAGAGACGUGUCUGGAGCCACGAGAAUUUUACGGCAAAGAGUCGAGCAGGUUAUUCAGUCAAAUGAGGAGACCAUUCUCGCCUACAAGCUUGCAAACAUCCUCAGUUUCUAUCGGUUCACGUUUGCUAAGCUGUUGGGCAGCGAGUGCGGGCUCUUGGAUCUCAUGUCGGGGCUGGACACAAAUGCGUUGAGGCAGUUCCGGUCGCUUAUGAGAGACCACAUCGCUACGCUGCAGGGCGAGUUCCAGCAAACGCCCUCGGACCUUGUCCCUCCAGACUUUUUGCUCGAAGCGCUCAAGCAGUUGACUGCGGUCAUGAAGACGUACGAAAUCUCGCUGGCAACAUCUUCGGAUCGCGAGAGUGACUUCCAGCCUAUUCUUGCCGAGGCGUUCGAGCCCUUUUUGGCGGGUUGCGAGAACAUGGCAAAAGGCGUGAGAAGUCCGGCAGACGCCAUCUUCAUGACAAACUGUCUACUAGCGGCGAAACAUACGCUCGAGCCCUUUGAUUUUACGAAAAGGCGAAGACAGGCGUUGCAGGAUAGGGUGGCAGAAGAGUGCGAAAAGCUCGCAGAAGAGCAAUACCGGUUCUUCCGUCAGGGUUCUGGACUCGGACAGAUGCUUGAAUCGCUGGGCAAGCUCACAACAGAGCAAAGUGACGUGGAGAAGGUAGUAUUGCUCGCAGAGCUGCAGCCCGAAGCGCUGAGUCGAGCGAGCCAAACGCUCGACGAUUUCCUACCCUCGGCGCUCAUGGACGCCAUGGAGAAUGUCAAGCACCUACAAGACUCAACUUUGGCACGGCAACUCACGGAAAAGGCCGCCGGGAAAUUCUGUGACGAGUUUGGGCACAUCGAGGAAAUGUUACUGCUGGCGGACGAAUUGGCUUCCGGUGACGGAGACACGGACGCCGUUGUUGAUGAACCCCAAUCGCUCCGUGCCGUGUUUCCUAGGACGACAGGAGAGAUUCGGGUUCUCUUAUCCUGA